Sparassis crispa is the source of this 204-nucleotide messenger RNA. RefSeq lists its product as hypothetical. The coding region runs from base 1 to 204 and encodes 67 amino acids. The transcript is spliced from 2 exons. The record is from RefSeq and is a predicted model, not a curated record. NCBI's taxonomy places the organism in Eukaryota, Fungi, Basidiomycota, Agaricomycetes, Polyporales, Sparassidaceae.
AUGGCAGAGCUUGUCCCCGGUCCUGAUCCGUCGGAUGAAGAAAGAGCCAAAUUCGAGAAUUUUGAAUGCGUAAAGCGUGACGGGUUCGAGACUGAUAUGUAUCCUGGUUUGUGUACAGUCUUUCAAUCUGUUAUAAACGCCGUCCCUCAGAGUGGCCUCUCUGCUAAAGACACUGGCGAAUACCCGGACGUGACUGGUACUUAA